AUGCAUGUCGUUCUUGGUGGAUCAAACCCCUCGGCAAGAGCUGUGAUCGGGAUGGUAGUCAACAUGGCUCUCAGUGAUCAAGAACCGUUUGCCAAGCCGAACGGUGCUGUCCUCCCAGUGAGCAAUGGUGUUCCAGUCAACAAUGCCAGCAGUGGAGUUAUUAACAACAAUAACAUACCCUUCCUCACUGGACUCGGUGGAACCACAUCUAAUGUGAUGCAAAACAAUGGUAACAACAUUAUUGGAGGCUGUUUUGGGUUCCCGGUCCUGAAUAGUGCCCAGCUCCCUGCUGGGGCCACUCUCCAGAAGCUCAUGUUUGGGACAAUGACAGUAUUCGAAGAUGAAUUAACCGAAGGCCAUGAACUCGGGUCUGGAUUGAUUGGAAAGAGCCAAGGAUUUUAUAUUGCAAGCUCAGAAGAUGGGUCAAGUCAUACCAUGGUUUUCAAUGCCGUGUUUACCAGCAGCGGUUAUGCCUGA
Molecule: messenger RNA, 477 nt
Organism: Ilex paraguariensis (yerba mate)
Lineage: Eukaryota; Viridiplantae; Streptophyta; Magnoliopsida; Aquifoliales; Aquifoliaceae
Source: the annotation of a GenBank genome assembly